CCCGGCGCCGACCCACAAGAAGCGGCGCAUCCCUGUUGAGUUGGGAUCAGCUGCCUCGGGGUGGGGGUCGACUGGGAAGAACUGAAGUGACCCCCCCCCUUUCCAGUCUCAGGGUCUGCCAUCUGCCCCCCCAUGCGGGUGCAGUAUCCGCACCCAUGACUGAUGGGAGGAUGAAAGGCUACCUAGACCAGCAAGUGCCUUAUACAGCUGCACAGAAAUUGUCUGGAAAUGGAACCUUGGAUGGCAGGCUUGUGAUGGCCACACGGAGGAAAGGCAUGGACUCAGGCGUGCCCCAUGUCCCAGAUCCAGAAGAUCUUUUCCAUGACCUAAACCAGUUUCAAGAAGUCUGGCUAACUGAAGCUCAGGUUCCAGACAGCGAUGAACAAUUUGUGCCUGAUUGCCAUUCAGAAAAUUUAGCCCUUCACAGCCCACCAGCAAAAAUAAAAAAGGAACCCCAGAGCCCGUGUUCAGAAGCGUCCGGGUCCUGCAGACACAGGCAGCCGUUUCCAUACCGUAAUGGGGAGCAGUGCCUUUAUGCCAGGCAAGACUCAAAUUUUGUGAGCUCCCAAGGCCCAGCACAGGCUACUCCUGGCCGGACGUACCUUAUGGAACACAGCUCCUUGUACCAGCUACCCACUGAGACAGGCCAAUCCUUCUCCAGCUCCCAAGCCUUGGGAGUGGAUGCCCCAGCUGCAUACCAGCGCCCGUUAUCUGCCCCGUGCCUGCCAUACCCCCCACAUGGCUUCAAGCAAGAGUUCCAUGACCCCAUGUACGAACAGGCGAACACGGCAGCCAUCAGUGGCAGCUCCCGGUACACAGCAGGAGUGGUGAUCAAGCAAGAGCAGAUGGAUUAUGGUUUUGAUGCAGAUGUUCCCAGCUGCCAUUCAAUGUAUGUGAGCAUGGAGGGAUUCCCGGGUCAUUCCAACCCUGAUGGUACGUUAGGAUAUGGUUAUGAGAAGCAGGUGCGGCCGUUUGCUGAUGAUGUUUGUGUUGUUCCAGAGAAACUUGAAGGAGACAUCAAGCAAGAAGUGGGUGGCUACCGCGAGGGCCCUCCUUAUCAACGGCGGGGGUCUCUGCAACUCUGGCAGUUCCUGGUGGCUUUGCUGGAUGACCCCAGCAACUCCCACUUCAUUGCCUGGACAGGCCGAGGGAUGGAGUUCAAACUCAUUGAGCCAGAAGAGGUGGCACGGCUUUGGGGUAUCCAGAAGAACCGCCCAGCCAUGAACUAUGACAAGCUGAGUCGUUCUCUUCGUUACUAUUAUGAAAAGGGCAUUAUGCAAAAGGUGGCCGGUGAGCGUUAUGUAUACAAGUUCGUUUGUGAACCUGAAGCACUCUUCUCACUGGCCUUUCCUGACAAUCAGCGCCCGUCCCUGAAGGCGGAAUUUGAGUGGCACAUCAGCGAGGAAGACACAGUGCCUCUCUCUCACCUGGAUGAAGGUGUCGCUUAUUUGCAAGAUCUAGGGGGAAAGCCUUACAGCCAAGGCUAUACAUACUGACAAGGACAGAUGGAUCAAAUGUGGCCCAACUUUCUGUGUGUAUAUAUAUAAAUAUAUAUAAAGAUCUUUGUCAUUAAUCACCAAUAUAGGGUAUUGCCUUUCCUCUCUUAGUGUUGGAGGAAGAUGUACAGCAGUAUGCCUUUGGAAACGAGAUGGGAACCAAGGGCAGAGCUUGAGCCUGGGUUCAAAUCCCACCCUCAGCUAUAGACUCACUGGGAUGAUGUUUGAGCAACUUGCUUCUCUUCCUUUUUCCCCCCAGCCUCCACUCCUAAGGAGUACCUACCUCACAGGGAUGUUGUGAGGACAGAUAAGAUAAAGAUUGUAAAGCACUUUGUACAUUUUUUUGAGACUUAUGCAAUGACUUUUACAAAGCAAGA
Molecule: messenger RNA, 1873 nt
Organism: Eublepharis macularius
Lineage: Eukaryota; Metazoa; Chordata; Lepidosauria; Squamata; Eublepharidae
Gene: ETV4
Product: ETS variant transcription factor 4
Exons: 13
Coding region: 156-1496 (446 amino acids)
Biological process (GO): regulation of transcription by RNA polymerase II; cell differentiation
Cellular component (GO): nucleus
Molecular function (GO): DNA-binding transcription factor activity, RNA polymerase II-specific; sequence-specific DNA binding
Source: RefSeq, a predicted model, not a curated record